AUGACAGCGACGCCGACGUCGACGUCGGCUGCGACGAGAAAGCAACCUGCAAAUAGCGCGUUGCUCGGCGAAGCUUUUACGGUUAAGCGGCUUUUAGCGAUUUUUGUCAUAUGCACACUGCUCAACACGAGUCAGGCUUUGGAGCUGGGAGACAAGUGCCAGCAUGACAUGGACUGCACAGAUUUCAUCAAGGGCAGCAGCUGCUCAGCUUUGGGCUACUGCGAGUGCGCGCCCUACUUUGUCCAAUUGGACUCCAAGCGCUGUUUGUCAUCUCAACUACUGGGCGGCGAUUGCCAGGUGAGCGAACAGUGCUCGAUGAAGGUGGCAAAUAGCAGCUGCUUGGACGGUGCCUGCCGCUGCGUCGAGGGAUUCUUGCAGUUCCGCAAGCACACAUGUCUGGGACGUAAGUAUCAGACAACUGUUGAUCAAUUGUGGCCCUAA
Drosophila hydei is the source of this 441-nucleotide messenger RNA. RefSeq lists its product as uncharacterized. The record is from RefSeq and is a predicted model, not a curated record. The transcript is spliced from 3 exons. NCBI's taxonomy places the organism in Eukaryota, Metazoa, Arthropoda, Insecta, Diptera, Drosophilidae. The coding region runs from base 1 to 441 and encodes 146 amino acids.